CAGACCCUAUGUCUCGACAGACACAAGCAAUUCCGUGAGUGAAGAGCGGUCCCGAAUAGACAAUGCUAUUAUGUAGUGGUCAAGUUAAGUGCCUGCUUCACAUGAAGUACCUUUCUUCACAUUCUGAAUCCUUUCGUAAUCCUGCUCACUCCUGCCCCAUAUCAAAACGACCGUUAUCUGGCAGCGCUUAUCAUACAGACAGCCUUUGAACACCUUACAGUCUCGCAACAAUGAGCAAAGCACAAGCAUUUGAAGAAAUGGAGCCCAGAAUGAAGCAAUCACAGCCUUCCGCACCACCGCCAGAGUACACGCGACAGGACCCAACACCCUCAACCCUAUCGGAGCUCCUAGGCCCACUUGCAGACUCAACAAUCCCAAAUCACCAGCCCAAUGCGCAAUCACAAGCCCAGCCAGGCAUAUCAGAAAGAGAAUACUACUCAAAAUCAUCCACAACCACAACAACCGCCAUCCCAGACUACGCACGCCCACCCUCACCAGCCCCAAGCACGCAAACAACCGCCUCCACCAUCCUUCCAACCUACGCCCAAACAGGCAGCUACAAAGGCUUCCCCAGUGAAGCAGCAUACAUGGCCGCCCUGACUGAAUGGGCUGAGACCAAGAAAUACAUUCAGCCCAGCGAGGAAGGGCAGACUUUGACUGGCUUCUUUGGCUGCAAGACGAUGGAUGAGUAUCACGACGGAGUAAAGACACAGAAAGGUGAGGGGCAGACUGCUGCGAGGAAGCAAAGUCAGGGACAGGCUGAACGUCAGGGGUUUAUGGGCUUUUUGAGGAAAAUGGCGAAGAAACAUGAGGGGGGAGGUCAUGGUGGGGAGUGAGGUGGAUGAUUACCUACUGAUGAAGUCGAGAACCGGCGGUUACAGACGACCUCAUUAUGAUUAUUGGGAGAAUUUCCAAAUGUGUUUUCACCCAAACACAAGCAUCAUUCGAAAUAGUGCAUAGGGUGUGUAGCGCUAGCUUAGGGGUAGUUGCAUUGGUGUCUCCGGAAAUGUUGCUCCGUGAUUGUUGUCUGAUUCUGAGACUGGACCUCUUCCACCGACAAACUGUUCCGCAAGAUGAUCCAAAAACGUUCUGAAUUGAGUGACACAUUGAAUAUAUUGACAAUCCAAGAACUGAGAAAAG
Aureobasidium subglaciale EXF-2481 is the source of this 1140-nucleotide messenger RNA. RefSeq lists its product as uncharacterized. The record is from RefSeq and is a predicted model, not a curated record. The transcript has a single exon. The coding region runs from base 231 to 836 and encodes 201 amino acids. Lineage: Eukaryota; Fungi; Ascomycota; Dothideomycetes; Dothideales; Saccotheciaceae.